Messenger RNA from Carassius auratus (goldfish), 981 nucleotides. RefSeq names its product CD209 antigen-like protein C. Bases 1 to 888 code for a protein of 295 amino acids. The transcript is spliced from 5 exons. The record is from RefSeq and is a predicted model, not a curated record. NCBI's taxonomy places the organism in Eukaryota, Metazoa, Chordata, Actinopteri, Cypriniformes, Cyprinidae.
AUGGCUCAGAAAAUAGACACAAGAGAGGGACGAAGGAAAACAGAUGAUAUCUAUGAAAAUGCUGAUGUAAUGAAAGGCGAAAUCACAGUGGAGAUGGAAGAUUUGAAGAUAACGAGAAUCCAUCCGUCUGAACACACAGGGAGUGAUUCUGUGAGGAUCAGAAGCUCCAGAGCAGCUGUAGUGUGUUUGGUUCUGCUGUCUGUUCUUCUGCUGACUGCAGUCACAGCGCUGUGUGUCCAAGUCUUUACAAACAUCGACCUGUUUCAAACAAAGGGCAAAAACAUCUUGGAAGAAAGAGACCAACUACUAACCAGGAAUAGAAAGCUCACAGAAGAAAGAGACCAGCUACUAAUUAAGAUUACUAGCUUUUCAGAAGACAGAGACUGGCUACUACACAAGUACAUAAAUCUGACAAAUGAAAGGGAUGAUAUAGUAGUCAAGAAUGACAAUCUGAUUAAACAAAGAGACCAGUUAAGCUGGAAGAUAAAGGAAAUGUUGAAAAGUAUUCAUGAAAUGGAUGGAUGGAUUUACCAUGAAUUUAGUUUUUACUACAUUUCCUCUGAGAUGAAGAGCUGGACUGAAAGCAGAAGAUACUGUACAGAGAGAGGAACAGAUCUGAUCAUCAUAAACAACACAGAGGAACAAGAAUUUGUUAAUACCAUUUCUGGUGGUGCCCAAGUCUGGAUUGGUUUGACUGACAUUGAAGUGGAGGGCAGCUGGAAAUGGGUUGAUGGAAGCACACUGACCUCUGAGUUCUGGUGGUCUGCAGAGCCAAAUGGACAAAGAGGAGAGAACUGUGCUCUAAAUAAUCAAAGAUGGGCUGAUUAUCCAUGUAAUUCUGUUUUUAAAUGGGUCUGUGAGAAGAGCGUUUUACAUUAUUACAUUUAAUAUUUAUUAGAGAAAAAUGUAUUACUAAUAUUUGGGUAGUUUGGGUCUUUGUUUUACUUGUGAUUGCAUAAUGAAUCAGUUAAUAAAUACAAA